UCUGGGAUGGAACACUGACAACAACUGUGAAGGAGACGCAGGGGAGAACGUUAAUAAAGAUUGAGUGUUUUAGGCUAGUUGAUGUAUAAAAAGUUGUACUCCCUGUAGAAAGGUGAGAUAGUAGUAACCCAUAGGCUACGCCUGCUCAACAGCCAACAAGAACUCACAGGAGGUCCUUGGGAGCGUUAUUUCAAAUAUCAGGAGACCAUGAUGGCCAAGUCGUACAGGAGGCCCAGCGAGGGGGCAGAGCUAGUCAGUUCUCUGGAGUGGAUGGAUGAUGACGUGAGCUCCCCAGACGGAGACGAGCCAAUCACAGCGCACCGCUACAGACCGGGCGGAAUGGGCCACCUGGGCAGGGAGCUGGUCAGUGAGGACAUGGAGGAGGAUGAGGAGGAAGAGGAAGAGGAGGGCCAGGGAGAUGGGAACGCUCCCAAACGCAGAGGGCCCAAGAGGAAGAGGAUGACCAAGGCCCGGCAGGAGCGCUUCAAGGCGCGGCGUGUGAAGGCUAACGCCCGGGAGCGCUCGAGGAUGCACGGGCUGAACGACGCUCUGGAGAACCUGCGCAGCAUCAUGCCCUGCCACUCUAAGACCCAGAAAUUGUCUAAGAUCGAGACCCUGCGGCUGGCCCGCAACUACAUCUGUGCCCUGUCUGAAGCCCUGGAGGGGGACCAGUCCACGGAGGGCAGGGCCUUUAUGGAGACCCUGUGUAAAGGCCUCUCCCAGCCCACCAGCAACCUGCUGGCUGGCUGUCUGCAGCUGGGGCCUGGGGGGCCUGUCGAGGAGAGGCCUGAGGACAGGCAUGGGGGGAGAGGAGGGCCCACAGUCCUGGGAGGGGUGGGGAUGGCCGUUGGACCAAUCAGCUACUCCUCCCCCGGCCUGCCCAGCCCGCCUUACGGCACACUGGACUCCGCCCAUCUGCUCCACCUGAGAGGGAUGAAGGGAGGGGCUUACGAGAGCCACUCCCCUAACGACUGUAACAGUGGGGUAGGCACCCCUCCCUACGACGGUCCCCCUACGCCCCCGCUCAGCAUUGGCAGUAACCUAGUGCCCAAGCAGGAGUCCUCGCCCCACUAUCUCCCACCGCACCACUACCCCCCCUCCAUCGGCCUGACAGGCCCCCAGGGACAGGUCCUGUACCAGAGCGCCCGCUACCAGGUGCCCCUGGAGAUGCCCUAUGAUUCAUACUGCCCUCCUCACAUGGCACCCCCACAGAUGGGCACUGUCUAUGGGGAUUAAGGGGCAGAGAGGACAGAUGGGGCAGAUGUUAAUGCUCAACACUGUCAAAAUCAGCUCGAUUGACUUUAAACCUCUUGUUUGCUGUGGUUGUUUCUGAACGCCAAUUAAGCUAAAAGGCAUCCCAAUACUUGACCAUUUCCAAGGGGUUCACAAGAGGAGUGGGUCCUAUAGGUGGAAAGGCUGACUUGAAGAAAGACCUCAGCUUGAGCACUUCUGACCAGCACUUGGAACAUGAAACAAAUCAUUCACAUGAAUGAAUAAUAAUACAUUUAUUUAUUCUCUAAUUUAAUAUUUAUAUGAACUGCUGUUAGUCAUUUUGUGUUUAUCCUUUUUGCAUGUGUUUGGUCUUGGCCUUCUCUAUUUGUGCUGUCCCUGUUACAUUGUUGACUGACUGACAGUGUAUCUGUUUUCUAUAUUCUGUGUCCAUUUCUCCUUUGUUGUCUGUUCUUCCCUGUUUCACACUGAAAAAUAUUAUCCUAUAUAUUGCUAGCAUAAUGUAGCUGAUGACCAGAGAGAAAACUGCCCAUGAGGAAGUGAGAAAUGUCUGCUGAAGUAAUGACAAGAACAAAUAUCACUUCCAAAAUCUGAUCAAGUUGUAACUUGUUAUUAGAGACAUCAUUCAUAAUUAAUAACAUCUGGAAUGAUUCCAUCUUAUUAAUUGACAUUCCUGAAUCAAAUCUAUAUAUUUUGUAUAAUCUUCUGUUCAGACACUUUCUCCAUUGCCAAAUAUUCAAAACAUUCAAAAAUGUUCCUCCAGAUGAAAACCUUUGGAUUGUAUUUUUGAACAAAAAUGUUAAUCAUUAAAACCAUU
This is a messenger RNA of Coregonus clupeaformis (lake whitefish), 2047 nucleotides long. Its product is annotated as neurogenic differentiation factor 4-like. The transcript is spliced from 2 exons. Gene Ontology annotation, molecular function: protein dimerization activity. The coding region runs from base 208 to 1236 and encodes 342 amino acids. The record is from RefSeq and is a predicted model, not a curated record. NCBI's taxonomy places the organism in Eukaryota, Metazoa, Chordata, Actinopteri, Salmoniformes, Salmonidae.